AUGUUGGCCUUACUGGCAAUAUUUAUUGUUCCUAGCAUGUCGGGUUAUGUCGUGGCUGCUAUUACUACUUCCGAUGCUUUAGUUGAGGCAACGCACACAACUCUACCAGGGACCAUCGGCGAAUCAGACCAGGAAUCUAUAUCUGAUCGUACGGGUGAUCUAAGAGAAGCCGCGACGAAAGAAUCGACGCAGCGGCUGGAGAUUAUCAAACAUAUCCGCAAGGUGAAUCAGGAUGGCUCAUACACAGUGGGAUACGAGGCAGAAGAUGGCACGUUCAAGAUCGAGAGUCGAGAUGUACUCGGUAAUAUUAAAGGUACAUACGGAUACAUUGAUUUGAAUGGUGACAUUAAACGAGUGUCAUAUGGUGGGCAGCCCUCUCGAACCAUUCCGAUGGCAGCUACACAAUCAACACCUGAAGAAGAAAUUGUACAUAUUCCACCGCGUUUAAACCGGUCUCAAAUACUUGCUCCAACAACCAGAAGACCUCCAAAUUACCAUCCUUCACAACAGCUGCAUUUGAACCAUCUCAACCCACAGCAUCAUUCUAGCACACUUCGCCCAAGUGUAAUCCAGACUAUACCACGAAAACGCCAUGGCUACUCAUCUAGCAGUACAACUCCGGCUACUAGGAUCGUAAUCAACGGGACGACGACAGUUGUGAGUGGAGGGAUUUCGAUGUCUGCAAUGAUGACGUCGACGACAACAACGGAGAGUACCGUUACUGCAACGUCUACGGAAACUAGUUCUGGAAAUCUAGCAGCAUCCUAUGGUGAACCGACGGCAGCUUCCACGCAUACCUCAUCGAUGCACACUAAGCCUGGUACAUUGCUCAUCAUCCGUCCGACUCCUUUACCCUAUCUGGCGGCCAAGACAGCUGAACAGCUUGUUCGGCCGGAACGUCUUGAAGUAGCUAAGUAUGCACAUGCUACGAAAAAAUCCAUACGUGGUAAUUUUCUGCGCCGACAAUUGGGCCCGACCACCAGCGAAUCCGGCGAACAAUAUGAAGCCCAACCGCAGCAAAUUAUAUAUGGGCACUCAGUAACCGACGGGGAUCUAGGCGGAAUUUUUACAGGUAGCCCCAAGCCACUAUACACUACGCAUCCUACACCGCGCAUUCCUGCUGCUGUUCUGGCAGCGCGACAGCGGGCAGCUCACAUCCAAAAUGUGCUGCAAUCGCAGUCGCAAGCCACUCAAUCUGGGCCUCCAGAGCGACUUACAACAGAACGAAUAUAUGUGAAACAACCUGCGCGCCCCCAAGCUCCUACUGGAAAUCGGCAAGAGAAAACACCAAUAGUUUAUGAAACGUCAACUGAGCCGAGUUCGGAACAUAACUACGUUACGGAUGGGCCAACGUCGACUGCAGUUGUUCAGAUUCCGGCAGCUAACCAUGUACUGGCUGUGAACGAGGCCGAGCCUCCUGUAGAGGAACGUCGCCCUGUCUUCCAUCCACGACCGGUAGAAUUUCGGGCACGUGAUGACUCUUCAUCUCCUACACCUGCACGUUUCCGAACUCCAUACGGAAUUUCACCACCAUAUGCACGUCCGUUCACGUCACUGCCUCCCUCGCCUGAGACGACAUACAGCGGUCGGAUUACACCCACUCAUGAUAUUGAUGCCAAUGACACAUAUGAGCCUCACAAUCAUCAGCAUAACAGUGUAUCUCCUUACAGACAGCAACGCCGUCUAUCAGGUGCCUUACAUUUACCAGCUCCUGAGUCAUUGUACCAACAACAGCAACCAUCAACCGCAUCCCAAAUACAACAGCAACAACAACAGCAUUUAUUUCCAAAUUCAAUACCCUAUAAUGUAGGGCAAAACGCACCCCAUUUAGUUACUAACGGUCGACAUUAUUCCAACCCAUAUUACUAUGACAUUCCAGCAGAAAGACCAUUAACAGCACGUGACUUUGAGCGUAUUCUUCAGCUUCUAAUAUUCCGACAUCAGCAGCAACAAGUUUCUCAGCAGAUAUCCCGUUAUCGUCUUGGAGGUGACUAUACCGGCAGCUAUAACAGAGCCUUCAUGUACAAUCCAUACCUCUCUGUGUCACCAUCACCCUUCAAUUUUGGAGAACCUUACAUCGGCGGUGGCUAUCCUCAACAACAAAUUCCUCGACCACCACUUCCAUAUCCUUAUCCUGGUGACACAUUCGACGGUCAAGGUUAUCAAAAUCCCCUUUAUAGUCAGUCAGUUCCAAGUUCCAGCGUUCGCAGUGGAGGUCAUGGUAGUCAGUCCGUAACUGAUGUUCGUUAUGGAAACGUUUUACCCUCGGUUGCUCGGCGUAAUGGCCAAAUCUACCAGUCUCCUUUGGAUGUAACUGCGCCAUCAGCAACAACAGAACCGCAUCGUUCCGCCGAUUAUUUGCCACCAGAAGUACGUGAAAGACUUCUUUACCGCAUGUUGAUGCUUGCAAUCCAAGCACCAGGUUCCGGUGAUGCAUUUCCAUUAACAACUCCAAAUGGAUCUUCCAAUCAACAACUUCCUCUUCAUCAUCUGCAAACAGCAUCCUCUAUACAACAACACCAAACACAGCCAAGCCACCAAAAUCAAAACUUAGUUCAAAACCGUCCAAACGAACAAUCCAUGGCCCCAGCCUCCGCAGCCGCUACUAUUCUGCCAAUAUACAGUAAGAAACCCGUACGCAGCGUACAAAUCCUAGGCGAAGAGUGA
Messenger RNA from Anopheles nili, 2667 nucleotides. RefSeq lists its product as uncharacterized. The transcript has a single exon. Bases 1 to 2667 code for a protein of 888 amino acids. The record is from RefSeq and is a predicted model, not a curated record. NCBI's taxonomy places the organism in Eukaryota, Metazoa, Arthropoda, Insecta, Diptera, Culicidae.